AUGCGCAACAUGCAGAGCUAUCUCCUGGUCCCGUUUGUACUGUGCUGUGUCGUGUGUUUAGCGCUGCCAGAAGCCGCUGACGCAUCCGAAUGCAGCGCGUGUGGGUAUUUGGCCCGCAACUGCAGCGACGCGAGCGAUGGGGUGGACGUGUGCGACGUCACUGGAGGCAUCCAGAUCGACGACGUCUUCUGCAACGAUCAAGAGUGCAGCUGUGCCAAUGGCCACGAGUGCGUGAGUACGGUCGUGGGCUGCUCGACCAUUUUCCAGGCACGGACUCGACGUCGCUGUGUGGGCAACGCGACACUCUCUCGACGCUUCACACAGUGCGCAGUUGACCAGGACCUCACUUCCCUCAGCGCUUCCAAUGUCGCGCAGGACUGGAUCUACUUCAAACAAGGCCACAAGUGUCAGUCCAUGGACUGUCUAGCGAUCAAGAUGUUCCAUCACAGUGGGCUUGUGCAAUGUGGCAAUCUGCUGGCAGUGUGGAAAACCACCGACUCGGCGGUCGCAACGAGUACACCAUUGGACAGCAGAUCUAUGGAUGGUGACGUGGUGUACCAUUUCAUUGCCGAUGGCUCUCGUGCCAAGGACAUGAAAGCUGGAACGUUUCUGUACUCGGUGCCAUGGUCAACUAAAGCUGGAGCUCUUUUGCCAACGCAAGCACAAAGCACAGCUACUGGCUCGUGCUAUGUCUUGCAGACACGGAACCAGCCAAACAGUACGUGUGAAGGCGUGUAUCUGCAGUUUGACGCCAGCGUGGAGUUUGCUAACAGCGACGAGUACGUGAUGUCCAAGCUGAGCUGGCCCGUGUGGCUCGCUGUCAUUGGCAGUGUAGCUGCAGCCAUUGCUUCUGUUGCUGUCGUUAGCGUGGGUAACCUGCGCGACAGCAAGGACUUUAGCCCCAUCAACGCUACUUGUCCAGGGACACCGUUGCCCGUCCCAGGAAAUGGCCGUAUGAGUACUGAUCUACGUCAGCGCGCAGCACCCGAUGCCGCACAAUUGGAGGCUGGAGCCUGCACGACAGCACUGUAA
This is a messenger RNA of Hyaloperonospora brassicae, 1032 nucleotides long. NCBI's taxonomy places the organism in Eukaryota, Oomycota, Peronosporomycetes, Peronosporales, Peronosporaceae. The record is from the annotation of a GenBank genome assembly.